Molecule: messenger RNA, 914 nt
Organism: Catharus ustulatus (Swainson's thrush)
Lineage: Eukaryota; Metazoa; Chordata; Aves; Passeriformes; Turdidae
Gene: RHOQ
Product: ras homolog family member Q
Exons: 5
Coding region: 173-790 (205 amino acids)
Biological process (GO): small GTPase-mediated signal transduction; cortical actin cytoskeleton organization
Molecular function (GO): GTPase activity; GTP binding
Source: RefSeq, a predicted model, not a curated record
CGCGGCCGGGGGAAGGCGGCUCCCGCCGGGCCCAGCGCGGCGGCGGAUGGCGGGGGGGCCGCGCCCGGCGGGGGCCGGCGGGGGCGCCCGCUGAGCGGCGGCGGCGGCGGCGAUGCCGAGGGGCCCGGCUCGGCGGGGCGCGCCCGCGGGGCCAUGAGGGCGGGCUCCGGCCAUGGCCCAUGGCAGCGCGGCGGUCAUGCUGAAGUGCGUGGUGGUGGGGGACGGCGCCGUGGGCAAGACGUGCCUGCUGAUGAGCUACGCCAACGACGCCUUCCCCGAGGAGUACGUGCCCACCGUCUUCGACCACUACGCAGUCAGCGUUACCGUCGGGGGCAAGCAGUACCUGCUGGGGCUGUACGACACCGCCGGCCAGGAAGACUAUGAUCGUCUGAGACCUUUAUCUUACCCUAUGACCGAUGUCUUCCUUAUCUGCUUCUCAGUGGUAAACCCUGCUUCAUUUCAAAAUGUGAAGGAAGAGUGGGUACCGGAGUUGAAGGAAUAUGCACCUAAUGUUCCCUUUUUACUAGUAGGAACACAGAUUGAUCUCCGUGAUGACCCAAAAACUCUGGCAAGACUGAAUGAUAUGAAAGAGAAGCCCGUAUCUGUGGAGCAAGGACAGAAGUUAGCAAAAGAGAUAGGAGCCUACUGCUAUGUGGAGUGUUCAGCUUUAACACAGAAAGGACUGAAGACUGUUUUUGAUGAAGCUAUUAUAGCCAUUCUAACUCCAAAGAAACACACAGUGAAGAAGAGAAUAGGCUCAAGAUGCAUAAACUGCUGUUUGAUCACGUGAGAGACAUUUGACAAUGGCCAGGCUUACUGUGAAAUUCUACUGAUUUUAACUACAAUGCAUUAAGUACAAAGUGAAUUUGUUCCAGGUUUGAAAGUUAAACCUACGAUUCUGCCUUCUACAACCA